Molecule: messenger RNA, 6375 nt
Organism: Phytomonas sp. EM1
Lineage: Eukaryota; Euglenozoa; Kinetoplastea; Trypanosomatida; Trypanosomatidae
Source: the annotation of a GenBank genome assembly
AUGGGAAAGCUUACGAUUUGUGUGCACAAAUGUGAUCUUUUGCGCAGCUUUCAAUAUCCGAAUACAAAUCUACGUGUCGUUAUCUCAGUGGACAAUACCUAUCGAUUUCAAACGCGAGUCGUGAAUGGUACCCAUUCGCCUGUGUACGAGGAGACCUUUUCCGUCGGCAACACCCAUCAUUUGGCAAAAAUUGAAGUCUCUGUUUGGCAUGUCAUGAAGACCAAGGUGAUCGACCUCAACAGCGCGCUGAACACCCUCGGGAUAGGAAAUGCGAUUGGCAUUAGUAAUAAUGAUGCGACCUCGAAAGGCUUGGGGGAUAACUCUGCCGGGCACUUCGCCGCGGCCAAUCCCGCAGGCGAAGUUGGCGGGAAUGUUCUUCUCGGGCGCUGCCAUUUGUCCAUCCAGCGUCUGACGAAAGGGCAGCGAAAGACCCGCGCCUACGUUCUUGGAACCUUGCCGAAGAAGAAGGAUGUGGCCUGGAUUGAGGAUCCUGUGGGCGUCGCGGGAGCAAUCACCAUCACCCUCCACAGCGACACCCUCGGGGAAUCGCCCGAGGUGCUGAACAUCAACGAGCAGCUGGAGGUUAGCUAUAUCCAACGUCUCAAGCGGCUGCUGCUGCGGUAUGAUCCAAAAAAGAUACCUGUGCUGGAUAUUAUCCUGUCGAAUGUGAGGGAUCCGAGCGAGUUAGGGGAGGGUGUGGUGCCAAUUAAACCAAAAGCACAGUUGUUGGCGACGUCGAGCGCGCGUUACUCCUCCCUGAGAGAGGGUUCCACCUCAACUCGGAUCAGUGAUUUGGAGGAUCCUUCGCUGAAUGUUUCACACCCGGAUGAGUACGAAUCGUUUUCCGAGCUCAUGAGACGACUUUGUCGUGCCUAUCAUGGUGAAGAGCCCGACAAGUUCAGCGUUUCCGUGAACGUCAGCGGCUGUUCCCAUUUAGACCGCAGCGUCAUGGAUAAAUCGCUCUCCUCCUCGGCAAACGUCUACGUGAUUCUGCGGACGAGCUCGCAGGACUUCGUAACGGAGGAGGUGAAGUUGCAUAGCACGAUAUCGUGGCCGAUGAACGCGUGUGUGUUCGACAUCAUCGACCUCGAUUCAUUCACCCUCUUUGUGGUGGUGAUGGGCAGGGUGGGGAGUAAGUUUUACCAAGUGGGGCAUGCGAAGCUCGGACUGCUUGGUCUACUCCGCGAGCGUGUCUCAGCUCGAAACAUGUAUCUUUGCUUCUUUAGUGGAUCGAACUCGCGAGCGGUUGUUGGGAGGGUGCAUAUCUUCCUCGAGCCGUUGAACUUUGGGGAGACGCCGCUUAACAUCGCGAAAUGCAUUGACGAAUACUACGAUCGACUAGGUAUUUUUUUAAAGCAAUACGAUCUGAUGCUUCUGUCGAAGAUGGAUAUGUUCAUUCGUGGCCGCGCGGGCCGUCUGGAGGAUUUCAUGAAUGAACUAAUCAUGCUGUAUGGCUAUGAACCCAACACCGCGCAGCUCCAGGUGACUGUGAAUUCGAUCGUCGCGCUGCACGAGAGCCCCACCAUCGAGCUGAAUAAAAAGCGCGUCGUGGUAGUUGUAACGAUGGGGGGCGUUUCUUUCCGCACAAAGUCGCACGAGGUCCGGCGCUUCACGGAGACGCGCUUUGGCGAGGAUCAUAUAUUCAACGUCGUACGCGAAACCGACUAUAUCCGUGUGGAUGUCGUCAAAGCCUCUGAUGAGAAGGUGGUGUACGGCUCGGUGGAGUUUAGUUGCCUGAAUAUGCAGUGUGGUAUGCCGAGUACGCGAAGGCUGUACCUUGUUGGGAACUGCGGCAAGCCAAAUGCGUAUUUUACCGGUAUCAUAACUAUUACGCUCUUUAGCGAUGACAUCGGGUGCUCCUACAAGGUGGAUGAGGAUUUGGACGACAUGUACACUGGGCGACUAAGACGCUAUGCCGAACGAUACUUUCCGGAAAGUCUACACUGUGUAAACCUUGCCACAGCGGCAAUUUUUGAUAUGGAGAGUUUUAUGGCUGAGCUUUCCGUCACCCAUACAAAAGAGGCUCCCACCUACGCGGUCUUCAUGACUAUUCUCGGGUGUCGACAGCUUCCCUCGGGCUUUAGUGGGAUCAGCCCAUACGUGGUCGUCCGCCUGGGUAUCGACAGCUACAGUACCAGGUGGAUAAAGGACUCCACGGAGCCGGAUUAUUUCGAGUUCACCGAGUUUUACUGCGAUCAGCUCAGCGAAAAGUGCAUCACGUUGGUUGUGAUGGAUCAUUCUGACAUGGGCCACGACAGAGAGGUUGGCUACGUGGUCCUUUCACUCGAACACGUGAAACUCGGGCAGCUCUAUCACGACUUUGAGCCUCUCCAGCCCUUCAAGAAAUCCCGAAAGGAGGGGGAUCCAGAUGUCCACAAGGGGCCGAGUGCUGUGCAUCAUCAUUACGCCACGAAUAGCUCCUGCAGCGGCUCAAUUGACAAGAAAAAAUCGAUCGGAUCGGUUGGCUUUAAGUUUUCGGUCGUCAACCUUAAGUACGUGGAUCAGACGCGGGCGCAGGUGAUUCGCCGCGAAUACUUUCAUCACCACAGCGAUCCCACCAACCCCGUCCUCGACGUCGACUCCCUUCAGCAGCUGGAGUCGGGGUCGAACAACGGUCGCCCCUUGGGCUCGAGCGAUGCGGCCUCGGCGGAUGGGGGGAACCCCCGUGGUGCCGGCGCCUCCCCGAUCCGGCUGUUUCGCUCCGCCGCGAUGAAUUUGCGGUUCAUUGGGAAGGUCCGGAAGUUCGUGAUGCGGCGCUCCGUCGAGUUUGUUGAGCAUUUUCAGCGCAACGUCCGCCUUUCCAAUGAUUCCAGCCUCUCCCAGUCCUCCUCCGAGACGCUGGAGGUGGGGGAGCCCGUGCUGGCGGCGAAGUGCCCCACCUUCAACAUCAUGGAUCGGUUUUAUGCCUUGUUCGGGCACCAUUUCAUGCUCGAUUCGAACACGAGCAACGGCGUCGAUUCCGAGCUGGAGGUCUCGGCGGAUCACCCGCAGGUGGUUUCCAAGUUUUCCAACGUCGGGAGCACCCCUCUCGGGGAGGCUGGGGGGAUGGUACUCCACGUUCGCGUGCUCUUUUGCAAGAAUUUGAUUCAAACCUCCUCUCGCUGGCUGAACCCGUACCUCCUGCUCUUCACCGCAAGCGAAUCGCAUCGCACGCAGAUGGACUUCGAAACCCCCAACCCUGUCUACGCCGAGGAGUUCACCUUUCGGGUGCUCGAUCCUUAUGAGGAUUUUCUCCAGCUUUAUGUCCUCACCGACACCCCAUAUGGGGUGAAGCGGCUCGGCCAUUGCGUGCUUUCGCUUUGCAACGUUCGCCGUGGGCAGCCACACACCCGCCGCGCCUCCCUCGUCGUCGACUCCAACACCCCAAACGCCUUCGAACACGGCAGCGUCUACGUCCUUUUGAUGGGGGAGAACUUCGGCCUGCAAUACCUUCCUUCCGCCGACGCGGAGAAUCGGUUGCGGGAGCAAAUCCACGGCUACCUUGUCCACGCCGCCCCUUCCCAGCUGCACUGGUUGGAGUGGUUUGUCGGCACCUACGCGGACCUCAACAAGAGCGUUUUGCCGCGGCUGUUUGGAAAGCACUACCUCGUGAAUAAAUCGAAACAGGCGGCGGUCGUGAAGGUCGGGAUUCGGACUCUGACGAAGCUGUCGUUGAAUGGGAUCUACGCGAGUGGGAACUGCGCGGUGAAGGUGAAGGUGGGGUCGAAGACGUACGCCGAAACCCGCGUCGCGGUCGGCGUGGAUGGCCAUUUUCAGGUCGACCAGACGCUGGAGAUCAAGUUGGAGAACAUCGAAACGGUUAUCCUGCGGAUUGUCGUGAUUAUCAACGGCAAGAUCAAAGGGGGGGAGUGUUGGGUGAAUUUGGCGGAUCUUCACCGUGGGAUCGUGCAGGAACGCACGCACAUGCUCGUGCAGAACGUUCGAGGUCCGAACCCCGCCCCUUGUGGUCUUAUUACCAUCUCCCUCCUCAGCCACGAUUUCGGCAGCUACUCCGAGCCCCCUUCCAAGCAAGAGGAGGCGGUCUACACGCGUCUGCAGCGAUACUUAUCGUACUAUAAACCCUUUGAACUCAUUAACGCUGAUAUCAUCUUUUCCAGUGUGUUCAACCCCAAUGCGUAUAUGCGAAAGCUGAUCGACACCUACGGGCCGGAUCCCGGGGAUUUCCCUCUUCGCGUGGUGAUUAAGCGCUGUAUGAAUUUAUACUUCAGCAGUCACGGCAACGGCAUCGGCGGUGAUGCAUCUCCGGGCCGUUCGAGAACUUCGAUCAACCCUUUUUGUCUGCUGCGCUGCGGGCUUGACGAGUACCGCACCCGUAUCAGCGAGGGCAAAGGGGAGUGGAUUUUUAAUGAGUCCUUCACGGUUCACGUUGGGCUGCCGGAGCUGGAGGUGAUUGAGUUGAUCGUGUUCGAUUUCUACGCCUCCAAGAACAUCGAGAUCGGCCGCACGCGUGUGUUUAUUGAUAAACUCAAGCGAGGGAUCAUCAACUCCCGCAAGCUGCUGCUCGUUUCCAACGCGGGAACGAAGUCCGCGGUGGUGAACGGGAUCGUGGAGUUGGAUUUGUUUUCAAAUGCGAUCGGCGCCCCAGCGUACCGAUCGCAGUCGGGGGCCUCCUCGCCGUCGUACGCCCGCCUUGCCUCCCUCUCCCUUGGCGGGAGCAGCGAUCCGACAGAGACGACCACGCGAGUCCAUGGGGUUCGCCCCGACCCCAGGUACUCCUCCUCGGAGCGUGAUUUACCCCGUUUUUCCCCUUUAACCCAUCCGAAAGAGGCUGAAGGGGAGAAAGAGAAAGAGAAAGAGGAGGAGGGCGGAGGCGGAGGGGGAUCGUCGCGCUCCGAACGCGUCCCCCAGCCUCGUUACCUCGACGACGCGCUUCGCCUUCCUCUUCACGCCUCCCCUCACACGCCCGCGAGCGAUACUCGGAGUGUGAGUAGCGUCUUUGAGGAGGCGGAUAUCUAUCAGGUGCCGCAUUUUUUCUCCCCGGUCGGGGCGGAAAUGGGGGCGGGGAGUCCGAAUGCGAGCCUGGCGCCCGCGAUGAACCCCGCGGAGCUGGCGGAUCGCCCGGUGGAGGUGACGAUUGUCGGGUUCACCUUCACGAGCGUCGGGGUGGUCCCGACCGGGCGGGAGCUCUACGUGCGCGUGGUGGACGGCCAAGGGGUGCUUUUCCGGACGGAACCGAUGCCCUUGGCGCGGCUCGUCCGCCUCGGCCGCGGGUUUCCCGUCCCCCACGUCGUCCUCCGGCCGGAUGUCAUUUUGACGAUGAAACUCGGCGUCCGCGGCGCCUUCGCGAACACGCCGCUGUGCUACACCGACUUCUGCUUCAACGACUGCCAUCGCGGCCUCAACGUGAAGCACCUCCGGCUCUACGACCCGCACCACCGCUUCGUCGGGGCGGCGUUGUUGAAAAUCGGGGUGCCGGAUUUGCCGCUGCCGCCGUCGUGGGCCCCUCGCCGGGUCGCCGCGGCCUCGCUGGAGUUGAUCACGGACGACAUCGCCUCCUUAGGGGAGCGCUACAGCCCGCAAAGUUUGCAAGGCCUCGACCCCACCCUCUCCCGCGCGCUCGAUCUCCGUCGGCUGCAUCACACGCUGCGGCGAAAACUCGCGCCGGACGUCCUCGCGACCGUCUACGUCCUCAUCCACGCCGUCGACCUCGACGACGGCGAACGGCCACGGGAAGGCGGGGAGGAAGGGGGGGAUCCGGGGUGCGUCGUGGCGGUCGAGGUCGGCGGGGACGCCGUCGAGACGGCGCGGCAGCUCCCGGCCGCGCACGGCGGCCAACGGGUUUCGUUCUUCCCCUACGGCAUGUCACGCGCGGAGACGCGGACGCUGGUGUUUUGCCCGAUUCGCGUCGACCUCCCCGCGACGGAGUUCGCCGCCCCGAUGACGAUUCGCGUGCGGGAAGGGAAAGGAAAAGCCGAAGGGGGAAGAAAAAGCGGCGGAAAGGGGAUCGAAAUCGGGCGUGCGGUGGUCUCCCCUCACGCCCUCCUCACGCCGGAGGUGUUCGACCUCUUCGAGCGCGUUCGCGUGCCCCUCGUUCGAGUGAAGCAGGCGGCGAAUUGCGUGCAGACGCGACCGGUGGGCAGUCUCGUCUUCUCCAUCGCGCCCGCCGCGUACGAGCGAUACGUCCCGCCGGUUUGUUACCCCGGGGAGGUCGUUCGAGGCUUCAGUCGACCUUACGUGCGGUAUUACGAGCGUCGGAUUAUGGAGUUUAUGCGGCAUUACAACGUCGGCGAGCUCGUCGGGCUGCAUGCGCAUCUUUAUGAUACGUACGUCGGGAGAGGGAAUUGGCGGGAGGGGCUGCCGGAGUACCUCUCCGAGCUCGUCGAGCAGUGGGGGGAGGAGGUGCUGCCGUCGGAGCCAGUGCCUCCGCCGGAUUGA